AUGUUCGACUCACUGCGCCUGUUGGUGCUGUCGUUCCUUUAUUACUUUGGCUUCGCCUAUGCUGCCUUCACAGCACUCAAGCAGCGCUCCACAAGAAUUGUGGUGGCGGAGUCAUCGGUGACAACGCUGAUGGCUGCAAACGCACGUUGUCUACGCACAAAGGUGUCUAUCGAUAUUCCAUCGUUGAAGCUCAUGAUCAUGCUAACAUCCAUGGCGCUGCUCUCGCUUCUUGGGGCGGACUGGUUUCCACUUUUUGCGGAGAUGCGCGUUAUCUUCAUGUAUACGCUCCUUUUUGCACCCCCCUUGGCCCAGCAGGAGCUGUAUGAUCAGCUGUUCGCCCCUCUUCUGGCUCACGCUGGCACCGUUGUUCGCUCUCCGAAGAUAAGAGGCUUCUUUUCUCGCAAGGUGCCGUUGUUUUUAGUACGUCUUUGCGUUGACGUUGCGAUUGCCUUUGUGAACUACACGCAGCGCAGUCGUAGCCUCGAUGGCAAUGCGGCACAAGACAUCUUGCGUGGCCUGCAGUUUAGCCAGCGCGCGCUGCAGCAGGUUCCCGAUGUGCCGCUCGAGUCAGAAGGCGCGACGCAUGCGCACAGUGCAAGAGACAGCAGCGGUGCUGCCGACAUCAAAAAUGUGCGGCGAGCUCUCAUAGUGGAGAAAGCGACGAAGGGCUUCAACGCCCAUAUCCCGCUUGGCCGUGUUGUGCGGGAUAACUACAUUGACCCCGAGAGCAGCUUGUCCGUGGCGACGGCGUCUCUGUCAACGAUGUCACCCUUCUCCAGUACGAGGGGGGAUGGACUACUGACGAGUUUGCACAGCGAGUACUUACACUCUGCGUUAGAGGGCAGUGGAGAUAGUCAGACCGAUGACGUGCGUCGCGGUUGCAGAAACCACAAAAAAGUGUUUGGCAUCUCCUGA
Messenger RNA from Leishmania braziliensis MHOM/BR/75/M2904, 915 nucleotides. RefSeq lists its product as hypothetical. NCBI's taxonomy places the organism in Eukaryota, Euglenozoa, Kinetoplastea, Trypanosomatida, Trypanosomatidae. The record is from RefSeq and is a predicted model, not a curated record. The transcript has a single exon. Bases 1 to 915 code for a protein of 304 amino acids.